AUGGGCAACUGCAUCCUGGUGAGCCCCAGCAUCCUGGAGAGCGAAAACUCCCUGGACCUGCUGGACAUCAUGGGCAACCUCUCCUAUGAUGACAGCAACAUGACCUCCCUGGACUACGAUGCCGCGCCCUGCCACAAUCAGUACUGUCCCCUCUUCCAGCGCGUGGCUCCCACCUUCCUGGCCGUCACCUGCGCUGCGGCCACCCUGGGCACUGGGGCGCUGCUGAUGGCACUGGCCAAGCGGCCCCACGCCUGGGGCUGGCCCCAGAGCCGAGCACUGGUGGCCCAGCUGGCAGUGGGGACAGGUCUCUUCGCCGCCCUGCUGCCGCCGGUGGCGGUGGGCAUCAGGCAGGGCUGGUGGCUGGGCACAGGGCUGUGCAGGCUCACCUACCUGCUCUGGUACUGGAGCCUCUUCACGCAGGGGCUGCUGGUGGGCAGCAGCUCCUGCAGCACUGUCUGGUGCCGCUGGGACCGCCGGAGCCGGCGGGGGCGGGGGGGGGCGGGCGGCUGGCCGUGGCUGUCAUACCUGCUGCACCUCGCCCUCUGCCUCUGCCUCUUCCUGCUGCUGCCAGUGGUGCUGCUGGCGGCCACGCUGGUCAUGCCACAGCUGAGGGUGGGCUGGGAGGCAGGUGUUGGUGCGAGCUGGCUCUUCUUUGGGCUCUGGGUCCCUUAUGGUGUGGGGCUGGCCGUGGAUUUCCUCCUGCACACCCAGCUGCUGCAGCCCACCUGCGGCACCUUCGAGCACUUUGACUAUGUGCUGGGGCUGAGCGAGGGGCUGGGAGUGCUGCACUGCUGCCUGGGGCCCGCAGCGCUGCUCGCCGCCCGGCUCUGCCGCUGCAGGGCAGGUGCCAGCAGCAGCUGCUGA
Molecule: messenger RNA, 864 nt
Organism: Aptenodytes forsteri (emperor penguin)
Lineage: Eukaryota; Metazoa; Chordata; Aves; Sphenisciformes; Spheniscidae
Gene: ACKR1
Product: atypical chemokine receptor 1 (Duffy blood group)
Exons: 3
Coding region: 1-864 (287 amino acids)
Biological process (GO): chemokine-mediated signaling pathway; inflammatory response
Cellular component (GO): membrane
Molecular function (GO): chemokine binding
Source: RefSeq, a predicted model, not a curated record